Fusarium keratoplasticum is the source of this 276-nucleotide messenger RNA. RefSeq names its product ATP synthase subunit e, mitochondrial. Bases 1 to 276 code for a protein of 91 amino acids. Gene Ontology annotation, biological process: proton motive force-driven ATP synthesis. The record is from RefSeq and is a predicted model, not a curated record. NCBI's taxonomy places the organism in Eukaryota, Fungi, Ascomycota, Sordariomycetes, Hypocreales, Nectriaceae. The transcript has 3 exons. Gene Ontology annotation, molecular function: proton transmembrane transporter activity.
AUGGCUUCGACCGGAGUGAACGUUUUGCGGUGGUCCGCCCUCGGCCUGGGCGUCUUCUACGGCUUCACCCACCAGCGGGCUAUCUUCGCUGCCCAAAGAGCCGAGCACGCCCAGCACGAGUACGAGAAGAAGGAGAAGUUGAUCCAGCAGGCCAAGGCGGAGUUUGCGAAGCAGAAGAACCCUACAUCAGCUGCUGACUCUGUGAUUACCGACCCCGCGGAUCCCAAGUUCGACCUCGAGAAGCUGCUGCUGAAGGUUGCCAAGGAGAACCCUUAA